Molecule: messenger RNA, 1292 nt
Organism: Syzygium oleosum
Lineage: Eukaryota; Viridiplantae; Streptophyta; Magnoliopsida; Myrtales; Myrtaceae
Product: polygalacturonase 1 beta-like protein 1
Exons: 2
Coding region: 1-1077 (358 amino acids)
Source: RefSeq, a predicted model, not a curated record
AUGAGCAAGAUCAGUUUUAGCAAAUUGUCUCUGUUCUCCCUCUUCCUCGUCCUGCUGUUUUCACUCCAUGUUGUUCCCACCACCGCUGGAACCACUACCGGCGCCAACUCCCUUGCCGGCGAUGCCAACUCAAUCCCUUCCAAAGAAAAUCUUGCCCGUUACUGGAACGAACAAAUCACCAACAACCUCGCCACACCACCACUGCUCAUAUCCAAAGUUUCACCCUUAACUGCUGCAGAAACGACCCUUUUUGCCCAGCUCGUGGCUAAAGAUACCAUCUCUGAUCAUUUCCUAUCUUUCUGCAAGGCUGCACAGCUGCUCUGCUUCCCAACCUUAUCAUACUAUCCAGUUGGCUACGAUGUCGAUAGUGGUGCCACGGCACUGGCAGGUGGCAUGAACGUGAACAAAGGCGUGGAGCCUGGCAAACACUUCCGAGAAUCUAUGCUGAGGAGUGGGAAGGUGAUCCGGAUGCCGGAUCUCCGUGUCAUAACGCCCAAAAGGUCGUUUUUGCCACGUAGCAUUUCCUCUGGAUUACCGUUCUCCACCUCGAAGCUCGCCAAGCUGAAGCAAAUCUUCCAUGCUGGGGAUGAUUCAAAUAUGGAGAAGAUCAUGGUACGCACACUCAGCCUGUGCGAGAAAGCGCCGAUCCAAGGUGAGACCAAGCGAUGUGUUAGCUCUGUUGAGGGCAUGAUCGACUUUGCCACCUCAAUACUAGGCCACGACAUCAAGUUUCAAUCCACGGAGAGCGUCGGAGGGUCGAAGCGUGAGAUCUUGAUUGGACGAGUGAAAAGGAUAGGCGGGAGUGAAUCGGGUGCGCCCGUGGCAUGCCACGAGAGUGUAUUUCCUUACAUGGUCUAUUACUGUCAUGCGUUUCCGACACUCCGGAUUUACGAAGCGGAUAUACUGGAUCCCGUGUCCAAGGCCAAGAUCAACCAUGGCAUCGCCCUCUGUCAUAUGGACACGUCGGCUUGGAGUCCAAAUCACGAGGCAUUCCUUGCACUUGGGUCGGGCCCUGGUCAAAUUGAGGCUUGCCACUGGGUCUAUGGGGAUUAUGUGGUCUGGACAGGGGCCAAUUAGUAAUGAAAAAAAGUGAAGUGUGAGUCAAAUUGAAUAAUAUAGGUUGGACCUAGAGACUGAGAUAAAUUAGCCGCUAGCUCCAUCCCUAGUCAUCAUUUGCUUAAACGUAUUAUCUAAUAUGGUAUCAGCUUCGUAAUAUCCACGACCAUAGUCGUGUAUAUAUGUAAAUAUGGUUGUGGUUAGUAAAUGUCAAGUGUUUGGAUAAUUUUGAUCUA